UAAGGGUUGGAGGCUUCGGGGGUUUGUUAUUGCACGCUCGCUGUCAUAUCUGGUGACAUACCCCCGCGCUCCGGUCAUCACUCGUCGCUCGGGAUCCACCGCAGUCGAGGAUUUUCAGAUUUGAUCACCAACCGCUGAAUACUCAUAGAGAUGGCGCGCAGCAUGCUCGGCGUGGCGGCGGCGGCGGCGGCGUGCGCGCUGGCCGUGCUGUGCGCGCUGCCCACCGGAAACGCGCAGGCGCUCUCACAGUAUGACUCAGUGGCGCAGUCAGCCCAAGAGGCGGCGGGCUGGGACGCACUCGGCGGGCUAUACGCUCUGCUGGCCCAGCACGACGCGCUCGGAGGUCACGCUCUCGCACGCAAGUCCGUGCGCUCGCCGUCGAGGCGGCUGAGAUUUGGACGCCGCUCCGACCCUGAUAUGCCGCCGCAGGCUCCGCUGGACGAGAUGGAGGAGCUGCUGUCGCUGCGGGACACGCGCCAGCCCGUGCGCCUGCGCUUCGGCCGCCGCUCCGCCGAGACCGCCGUGCCCCACGUCUUCCCGCAGGAGGAGCAAGACCGCUCGGUGCGCGCGCCCUCCAUGCGCCUGCGCUUCGGCCGCCGCUCCGACAACAACAUGUUCCUACUGCCCUACGAGUCGGCUCUCCCCAAGGACGUGAAAGCAAGCGGAGGCGAAGACGACCGGACACAGGACUAAACAAACCGAAACACAAGCACUAAUUAAGUACUAGUCAGCCCAUACAUUAUGUCAACAAACACACAAACACUUGCUAACGGAUCUUACAACUACAUUAAUUUACAUUAACUUUUAAAAAGUAACUUUUUAAUGUUAUUCAAACUUCGUAACUUAAGCUCUGUACAUAAUCAGAUAGCGUAUUAAUGUAUUGAAUUGUUAAACUUGAAUAUUAUUGUAUCAAUCAGUAUUGCUUGUUUGUGCAAGUACCUUGUUCUUGACUUAGCAAAUUAACUGUGAUUCUAUGUUUCGACAACAUUCAAAUAUAUACCCCUUGAUGUAUUUUAAUAUCAAACUUUAGUCAAUACUAUGAUAGUUAAGGCAUUUACUGAAAUGUUUUGAGUUUUCAUUGUUUUCCUAAUUAUUUUUCUUGUUUUAAUGUACUUACCUAGCGAAAAGUUGUUACAUUUUUUGAGCUGGGCAAAUGUAAUACUGUUCGCUUAUUGUAUUAGAUAAAUUAUUUUAUAUAUUACAUUAUUAUUUAGUACUUAGAUACUUUAUCUAAUCUUUUAUAAAUAUUUAAAUUAUAUCUACUGAUAAGAGUAGUUAAUUGAAGUUUAAUUUUGUAUAGAAACUAUAGUGCAAUUUGGUGAAUUGAAAUAUAAGACAUUGCCAAUGAU
Plutella xylostella (diamondback moth) is the source of this 1349-nucleotide messenger RNA. RefSeq names its product short neuropeptide F precursor (gene sNPF). NCBI's taxonomy places the organism in Eukaryota, Metazoa, Arthropoda, Insecta, Lepidoptera, Plutellidae. The record is from RefSeq and is a predicted model, not a curated record.